AUGUCAUGGUCACCUGUGAGCAUGUUUGGGGAUCUGCCCCGGCUGCAAGAAGAGAGUAACACCGCAGAUGGACUGCAGUGUGACACUUGUCAUCGCCAUCGUUACAGAAACUAUGGCACAGCUUUGGGAGCACCAAGAUAUAACCAGCCCUUGAAUGAGCGAGACCCAUUGGCCCGCCUACAACUGCUAAGUUCGCACGGUCUGCCGAAGCCAGAUGAGGAACUGGAUGUGGACAGUCCUGAGUUUGAGUUCGACAUGGUGCUGACGCCGCAACAGCGCUUAUACAUCUCCACACACUCCGGUGAGACGGAUCCCAGUCAGGCUUGGAAGAGGAAGGUCAUCAUUGACGUGACCAGACACUGGCCACAGGCUAUCAUACCAUACCAGAUUGCACCAGGCCUCAAGCAGUACCAGGUCCAGUGGGCGGUGGAUGCCAUGUCACUGUGGGAGAACAACACGUGCAUCAGGUUCCGUCCUCGGUCACGACUCCUGGCUUCACAACUCCGACACGACGACUACGUCACCUUCACAAACGAUUCCAGUUGCAGGACAAUGGUUGGCCGGGUAGCCGGGGGUCAAGAUCUUUCUGUUGGUCAGUGCAGUAAAGGUUCGAUCGUGCAUGAACUGGGACACACGAUUGGCUACGUCCAUGAACAGUCGCGUCCCGACCGUGAUGCUAACGUGGACAUCAUCGAGCACAACAUCAUCCCCACCAGAGAGUCAGACUUCAAGAAAUAUACCAACAAGUUGGUCAGCACCUACGGCCUACCUUACGACUAUGGCUCCAUAAUGCAUUACAGCUCUACCAUCCUCAUUGGAUUCUCCUCAGGGAGAGGAGAACGUAACUGGAUUGAACACUGA
This is a messenger RNA of Haliotis rubra (blacklip abalone), 861 nucleotides long. RefSeq names its product blastula protease 10-like. Gene Ontology annotation, biological process: proteolysis. The coding region runs from base 1 to 861 and encodes 286 amino acids. NCBI's taxonomy places the organism in Eukaryota, Metazoa, Mollusca, Gastropoda, Lepetellida, Haliotidae. The record is from RefSeq and is a predicted model, not a curated record. The transcript has 7 exons. Gene Ontology annotation, molecular function: metalloendopeptidase activity; zinc ion binding.